AUGUCGAACAACAAGACAGCUGGCGGGAACGCCGCGUUCCACAACUUUCACAAUGACUUUGCUCACGUCCAGGACCCGAACGAACGAAGACGGUUGGCUCUCGCAGAGAUCGACAAAGCCCCCUUUGGCUGGUACCAUGUCCGAGCCAUUGUCGUCGCCGGUAUUGGGUUCUUCACCGAUGCCUACGAUAUCUUCGCCAUCAACAUGGUGACCGCCAUGUUGGGUGUUGUCUAUUGGCAAGACGCCGCAACCAAACCCGGCCAAAUCCCUUCCAACUCCGAUACUGCCAUCAAGGUUGCAACAUCAGGCGGCACUGUUCUAGGUCAAGUCGGCUUCGGUUGGCUUGCCGAUGUCGUUGGCCGUAAGAAGAUGUAUGGUCUCGAGCUCAUCCUCAUCAUCUUCUGCACUUUGGCUCAGGCUCUUUCCUCCGACUCCGCCGCUAUCUCUAUCACGGGAAUUAUCAUCUUCUGGCGAGUCAUGAUGGGUAUCGGCAUUGGUGGUGAUUAUCCUUUGUCUUCGAUCAUUACCUCUGAAUUCGCAACGACCAAGUGGAGAGGUGCAAUGAUGGGCUCAGUGUUCGCCAUGCAAGGCAUCGGCCAGUUUACCGCUGCUAUGGUUGCUCUUUGCGUCACCGCUGGCUUCAAAGAGUCUCUUCUCACCGCCAAGACCGUUUCCGCAUGCGAUGGAGUCUGCUUGCUUGCUGUUGACAAGAUGUGGCGAGUGAUCAUCGGAUUUGGCGCAGUUCCUGGUUGCAUUGCCCUAUACUUCCGUCUCACUAUCCCCGAGACUCCUCGCUACACCUUCGAUGUUGCCCGGGAUACCGAGAAAGCCGUAUCCGAUGUCAAGGCCUAUAAAUCUGGGGCGCACGAAGGAAAGCCCGAUGAAGUCAGCCGUGCCGGUGUCCUCCAGGAUUCUCGCGAGCGACUCGCUGCUCCUAAGGCAAGCUGGGCUGACUUCUGGCGCCACUACAGCCAAUGGAGGCACGGCAAGGUCCUCCUCGGAACAGCUGGGUCCUGGUUCUUCCUCGACGUCGCCUUCUAUGGUCUCGGUCUUAACAAUUCUAUUAUCUUGAGUGCAAUCGGCUACGCCAAGGGCAGCAACGUCUACCAUAUCUUCCGCAACACCGCCGUUGGCAACUUGAUCAUCGUCUGCGCCGGCGCCAUCCCCGGCUACUGGGUCACAGUCGCCACCGUCGACACUAUCGGCCGCAAGCCGAUCCAACUCAUGGGCUUCACCCUCUUAACCAUCCUCUUCGUCGUAAUUGGCUUUGCUUACAACCACCUGUCGCAAAGCGGCCUGCUGGCACUUUACGUCCUAUGCCAAUUCUUCUUCAACUUCGGCCCCAACGCCACGACCUUCAUCGUGCCCGGAGAAUGCUUCCCAACACGCUACCGCUCCACUUCGCAUGGCCUCUCUGCCGCAUCCGGCAAAGUUGGCGCCAUCAUCGCACAGGUUGUGUUCGGACCUCUCCGAACCAAGGGCCACGCCACCGCCGACAACCCAUCGCCGUGGUUGAACCACGUCAUGCAGAUCUUCGCGCUGUUCAUGUUGUGCGGUAUCUUCACCACCCUCCUCAUCCCCGAGACCAAGCGCAAGACCCUCGAGGAACUUGCCGGCGAAGUCCCCGGAACACCCAACUAUGAUCCCGAGUCGUCUGGCCAUCGCAAGGAUUCUUAUGUCCCCCCGACGAGUGAGACUCACUCGGGGGAGAUCACUGAGACAGCAGAGAAGUCUGCUGUGUAA
Messenger RNA from Exophiala aquamarina CBS 119918, 1743 nucleotides. RefSeq names its product MFS transporter, PHS family, inorganic phosphate transporter. Lineage: Eukaryota; Fungi; Ascomycota; Eurotiomycetes; Chaetothyriales; Herpotrichiellaceae. Gene Ontology annotation, cellular component: membrane. The record is from RefSeq and is a predicted model, not a curated record. Gene Ontology annotation, molecular function: phosphate transmembrane transporter activity. Gene Ontology annotation, biological process: transmembrane transport; phosphate ion transport. Bases 1 to 1743 code for a protein of 580 amino acids. The transcript is spliced from 3 exons.